This is a messenger RNA of Nerophis ophidion (straightnose pipefish), 2299 nucleotides long. It is a transcript of the gene samsn1b, whose product is annotated as SAM domain, SH3 domain and nuclear localisation signals 1b. The transcript is spliced from 16 exons. The record is from RefSeq and is a predicted model, not a curated record. NCBI's taxonomy places the organism in Eukaryota, Metazoa, Chordata, Actinopteri, Syngnathiformes, Syngnathidae. Gene Ontology annotation, molecular function: protein binding. The coding region runs from base 120 to 2036 and encodes 638 amino acids.
AGGCCAUUGGGCUGCAAGUGUAAGCCUUUACAUGUGUGAGGGUGUGUGUGACAUUGUUUGUCACGGCGUCUAUUUUGCGUACACUAGAAUAUGGUCUUUUUUAGCUGAUCCCUUCAAGCAUGAACUUCUUUUGCUUCACACUGGAUGGUUCCACGGAGAGCAUAUAUGAAGCAACCCAGCGUCCAUCACUGAAGGAAGUGUUACCCAAGUGCCAGUGUAGUCCUCUUCUCAGGCGUCGACCUCAGUGGACAGGCUCGGAUCCAAACAUAAGUUGUGUGCAACGCCCAAAUAAUGUCAGGUUAAAAAGAAACAAUAGAAGUUCUUGUAUCCCAACUUCAGCGUUGGACAUUGACUCAUCAGGAACCGAUUCUUCGUGCGGUACAGCAUCCGGUGUCAGGAGAGGCGGACAUGACCAGGAGACAGAGCAGAAGACGGCUUCCAGCCAAAGAAACACUUGGACAAGCGAAGUUCAUGUCAACGAGUUGAACUGCGGAAGAACAAAAACUAAUCUUCCGACUCAGGGUGGUCAAAGUGCAGACGGCAAAGAAGAACAGAUGCCUUCAACAGCAGGAAGACUAAACUUGUUUCACACUUUUCUGCAAGCCAAAAAGGGACAUCAGAAUGUUUCUGGAAAAGGAAAGAACGGGAUUGAUAGGAGUCAUGUGACAGAUGUGUUAAGUGCCAGCAAGCCAGUGUUGACCUGUGUCGGCCUUGGCAAGCGAGCAGAGAAGACCUCCUGUGAAAGUGAUCAGCGGAUGCAGCAACAAGAAGUCAAAAGUCUCCAAGAAGACGUAAAGAAGGAUGGCGUUUGGAGCCCUACUAACUGUUCUCAGCCUUGGCCGCCGCUCUACCACACUUGCCACCAGCCUGGUCAUGACUUGUGGGUCUGUGACGGAAACUUGCUCCUUCCUCGGGCGACAGAAUGGGAUCGUUUUGAGAGCUUGAUUCAGGAACUGGACAGAAAAGAAUCUCAUCAUCUUUCUCCCGAUGUGAACGACCGAACCACAGAAGACAAAUGUAGCAGAUUUGGAGCUUCAAGCACCUCCGUGGAGAUGUCGCCGUCCGUGAAGCUUGCACAUAAAACAGGCUCUUUGCUGGAACAGAAUGGUCAAGCUUCAAAACCGAGACAGAGGGAGGACUUACCGGACGCUGACAUAACGCCGACUGAGAGCACAGCAGGCCGAAAAAAUGGAGACAACAAAGCAACAGACGCAGAGAAGAAAGACUUCAGUGUCAGAAGGAAAGUGGUGAAAGGACACAAGCUGUCCAGCACAUCACUGGAAAGCGUCUACAGCAGACAGAGCUCGUCAAGUGGAGUUACCAGCUGGUCGGACUGUUCCAGUAACAGAGACAGCCUGAGGCUGGAGGACGACGUUUUGUCCACAAGACAGUUCUGUGGUCGAGCGAGGGUCCACACAGAGUUUGUGCCAAGUCCGUACGACACGGAAUCCCUCAAACUUCAGGUUGGAGACGUGAUUGACAUUAUCCACAAGCCCGCCAUGGGAAUAUGGACCGGGAUGUUGAACAAUAACAUUGGAAACUUCAAGUUCAUCUACGUGGACCUAACAGAGACGGGUCCCUCUGAAAAUCGCAUUUCAAGACCGCAAUGUCGAUCCACAAUCAAUGAAGUGCUGAAGCACUUCAGCUUGGAGGAAUAUUCCACGUCUCUUCAGCAGAACGGUUACCAGACCGUUGAUGACUUGAUGAGGCUGAGGGAGCAUCACCUGCCUAAACUGAAAGUGUCCGAUCCGGAACACGGACGUAGUCUGCUCGCUGCUGUGGAGUCUUUAAAACAACUGUGCUUCUCGCAGUCUAGUUUGCUGUGCGAUGCAACAGGUGACGUUGCUAUCCCUGAUUGUGAUGAUUGUCACAUGGAGAAGGAGUCCAGCAAAGAGGCCGAGACCCCCAGCGAGCACAUGAAGGGAGACAUGAAGACCUGCCCGAGAGACUCCGGCUGCCACAUGUCGUCUGACGGCGAGGUCACGGAACAUAAUUUUCAUGACGACCUUGGAGCUGAUGAGAUGACAGCGUCAUGACAAGACGUCAUCGUCAGGUUACGUGACUUUUGGAAAGACACGACGUUAUUGAGCUUCUAACAUAUCAGCAUCUCCGUGGAACUCAACAUUCGGUGUUGGUAAAAUGUAAAUAAGGGAUUUCUAAGCAGUAGUUUGAAAAAUCUAAUGAUUAUAAUAUUUACAAAUGUGUUUUUGAUGUUCUGAACGAAUAAUGAGUCUAACUUGCAAUAUAUCAUGUUGAAAAAAAAUAUAAAAAUUAGCUAAAUGUGUGUCAUGAUUUUCUC